CAUCGCCACAAAUGUGAACCACUAUCUCUACCAAAAGAAAGAAACUCUCACUGGACCAUCCAACAUGUCUCAAGCAAAGGGAAACUUCUCCGUCGACAGCAGCGGGAGCGUAGGCAUGACGGAGCCAUCCGGGAGAAGCAUCAUGACCAACGUCGCCGUGUGGUGCCCGGCGGACCGAAGGGCGUUCACCAACGCCCGGGACGCCAACUUGUUCACCCGCAUCGGGACGCGGCACUCGCCCGAGCAGGUCAAGGCGGCGCUGGACGCGACACCGCAGGUCGAGCAGACCUUCCACCUGACGGUCAACAACGCGAUCCUCGUCUUCGACGCCGCAGGCCAGAAGGCUCGGCACGAGGGGCACGUCAUUGCGGUGUUGGAUAUGCUGAGAGCCAACUCCAUGUUGGCCGACGUCAACGACUGCGCCUUCGACGUGGACACGUGCGCCGCCGCGGGGAUUCGGGUGCAGGAGGUUGGGGCGGGGAAGGCGUACAUGGUCGUCAACCAGGGCGUCCAACAGAGGAAGUGAUUUGUGGUGGAUGCGUUUAAGCCGGUCUAAUCAGCGGCACCACCAUCUCUCACUCUUGCCAUUGCACACGGGACUUGAAUGAACCCUUGAUUAAUUGCAGCGUAUGAAUCUGUCGGAACAGGGAGAGUGAUGUUAUUAACCCCCCAGCGAGGGCGAUUGCAAGCCGAUAUUGUCAGACCCCUGAGUCUAGACCACUGACGUUGUCGAGGCGGUGGUAUGAAGUCACAAAAGCGUCGUCCCAUGCAGUACAAUAUGGAGGACCCUGUGAGGCACUCUGCAGCCGUGGAUAAAAUUAGAAAGUGGUAGCGAACAAGCUGUGCCAAGCCUUUCUGUCUAAUAUAUAUAUAUGCACCGUUGCAAAC
Messenger RNA from Phialemonium atrogriseum, 888 nucleotides. RefSeq lists its product as uncharacterized. NCBI's taxonomy places the organism in Eukaryota, Fungi, Ascomycota, Sordariomycetes, Cephalothecales, Cephalothecaceae. The coding region runs from base 65 to 526 and encodes 153 amino acids. The record is from RefSeq and is a predicted model, not a curated record. The transcript is spliced from 2 exons.